AUGACGGAAAAACAGUAUGGUUUAAUACUGAAAGACAAACCUAAGGGACAACUAUCUUUUCAAUCUUCUCGAAAUGUGUUUGGGUCAGAUUCAGACUCAGGAGAUGAGAAACAAAAAGCCCCAUUGUUAUUGAAGCCAAGCAGUAAUGUUAAUAGACAGGCAAAAAUAACUCAAGAAAAAGCCCUAGUAGAAGAUCCCACAGUAUACCAAUAUGAUGAAAUUUAUGAUUCCAUGAUUAAAGAAAAGGAAGCCAAAAAAGAGAAAACAACUGUAGAUAAGAAACCUAAAUAUAUAGAGAACUUAAUAAAAUCCUCUAAUAAAAGGAAAUUAGAAAAUGAAAGAAGGAUUGAACGUCAGAUUCAAAAAGAAAGAGAAAAGGAAGGUGAGGAAUUUGCUGACAAAGAAGUGUUUGUAACAUCAGCUUACAAAAAGAAACUUGAAGAAAUGAGAAUAGAGGAAGAGAAAGAAAAAUAUGAAGAAUAUUUAGAGUCCAUAGGAGAUGUAACAAAACAACAAGAUUUAGGAGGAUUUUAUAGACAUUUAUAUGAACAAAAAUUGGGUUCUAAAAAGUUACCAGAAACUGAUAAAAAGAAUGAAUCAGUGAAAGAUGAAAGUCCAGAGCCAAAUACUACAGAAUUUACGAAGACUAGUAAUAAAGAUGACAGAAAAGCUAAAGAAAACAAACAAAGAAAUUAUAGAAAAAGGAAAGCCUCACAUGAUAAACUAUCUGAAGGCGAGAUUGAGGAUUCUGACGGAGAAAUUAACCAUUGUAACCUCGAUGAAAUCAGAACAUUAAAGAAAUCCAAACAAGCUGAAAAUAUUGAUGCAGAUUCUGACUUUUCAAUAGAUGAUUCCAGUGAUGAGGAAAGUAAUAAAGAAGUUCCGCUACCACAAAAAGCAGAAGUUGAAAAAACAGAAAAUGAUUCUAAAAAGCUAGAAGUUAAAACACCACCAAUAAAUAAUGACAUACCUAAAAAAGAAAUUGAAAAACCUAAAGAAAAAAUAGACAUAUGGAAAAAGAGAACUGUUGGAGAAGUCUUUGAACAGGCAUUAAAGAGAUAUUAUGAAAGAAAAGCCGCAAGAGGAUCUCAUUAA
This is a messenger RNA of Danaus chrysippus (African queen), 1095 nucleotides long. Lineage: Eukaryota; Metazoa; Arthropoda; Insecta; Lepidoptera; Nymphalidae. The record is from the annotation of a GenBank genome assembly.